AUGAAUCAUGUCAUUAUUUACACCAAACCGUCCUUGGUCGUAUUCUUUGAUCACGUGUGGAAAGAGAUAGAGAAUAUUAUAUUUGAUCACGUGAGGAAAGAGAUAGAGAAUAUUAUAUUUGAUCACGUGAGGAAAGAGAUAGAGAAUAUUAUAUUUGAUCACGUGAGGAAAGAGAUAGAGAAUAUUAUAUUUGAUCACGUGAGGAAAGAGAUAGAGAAUAUUAUAUUUGAUCACGUGAGGAAAGAGAUAGAGAAUAUUAUAUUUGAUCACGUGAGGAAAGAGAUAGAGAAUAUUAUAUUUGAUCACGUGAGGAAAGAGAUAGAGAAUAUUAUAUUUGAUCACGUGAGGAAAGAGAUAGAGAAUAUUAUAUUUGAUCACGUGAGGAAAGAGAUAGAGAAUAUUAUAUUUGAUCACGUGAGGAAAGAGAUAGAGAAUAUUAUAUUUGAUCACGUGAGGAAAGAGAUAGAGAAUAUUAUAUUUGAUCACGUGAGGAAAGAGAUAGAGAAUAUUAUAUUUGAUCACGUGAGGAAAGAGAUAGAGAAUAUUAUAUUUGAUCACGUGAGGAAAGAGAUAGAGAAUAUUAUGUACGACGCUAAGCGAUUACCUAAACAUAGGAAUGUAGAGGAAGACGUUGCUAGAAAGUACUUUCAACAACUCGUAAGCGCUGUUGAAUUUUGUCACAGUCGCGGUGUCUCACACCGCGACCUAAAGCCAGAAAACCUUCUUCUGGACGAAAAUGGAGAUCUGAAGGUCUCCGAUUUCGGAUUGUCAGCAUUACCAGAGCAUCAUUGGAGCGACGGUAUGCUUCACACGCAGUGUGGCACGCCGGCUUACGUGGCGCUUGAGAUUUUGAGGAAAAAAGGGUAUGAUGGAGCAAAGGCAGACAUAUGGUCUUGUGGGGUUGUUCUCUUUGUUUUUCUUGCCGGCUACUUGCCAUUUCUGGAUGAGAAUGUGAUGAGAACUUAUACGAAGGUUUUCAAAGCUGAGUAUGAAUUUCCACCUUGGAUUUCAGGGGAGGCAAGGUUGUUGAUAAAAAAGGUUUUGGUUGUUGACCCGGAAAAGAGAAUUUCGUUUCAGGAGAUAAUGAGGGAUCCUUGGUUUCAAAAGGGUUCAAAUUUUCCUAGGCCAAUUAGGGUUCCCAAUUCCAUUGAAAGCGACCAAAACAGAAAGGAUGAUAGAAAUGGAAAUUUGGGUAGGUCAAGAAGUGGUAACAUUACUACUAGUACUACAAAAUAUUCAUCAUCAUCUCCACCAUUUUUCAAUGCUUUCGAAUUCAUAUCGUCCAUGUCAUCCGGGUUUGACUUGUCGAACAUGUUCGAGGACAAGAGGAAAUCGGGGUCGAUGUUCACGUCCAAGUGCUCUGCCUCCGCGAUCAUGGUGAAGCUGCGGGUGGUGGCGGAGAGGUUGAAUUUUAGAGUGGUGUGUGAGAAGGAAUUCAAGGUGAAAUUGCAAGGGAAAAAGGAGGGGAGGAAGGGGAAGUUGGCAGUGUCGGCGGAGUUGUUUCAGGUGGCGACGGAAGUGGAGGUGGUGAAGUUCUCAAAAUUGGCCGGUGACACUCUUGAGUACACCAAGUUUUGUGAGGAGGACGUGAGGCCUGCACUUAAGGACAUUGUUUGGACUUGGCAAGGUGAAGAAAAUGAGUGUGAACUAAAAAAUGUUGAAAAUCUUGACUGUCAUUAA
Messenger RNA from Prunus avium (sweet cherry), 1680 nucleotides. The record is from RefSeq and is a predicted model, not a curated record. Lineage: Eukaryota; Viridiplantae; Streptophyta; Magnoliopsida; Rosales; Rosaceae.